Drosophila takahashii is the source of this 1848-nucleotide messenger RNA. It is a transcript of the gene Ir7a, whose product is annotated as Ionotropic receptor 7a. Lineage: Eukaryota; Metazoa; Arthropoda; Insecta; Diptera; Drosophilidae. The record is from RefSeq and is a predicted model, not a curated record.
AUGUUUCGAUAUCUGUGGCUCCUGGCGGUCCUUCGAUCCGUGGCGAUGGGUGCACUUCAUCCGCCGGAACCGGAAGUGAUGGCGCCCCUGGUGGCGGCGGCCCUGGAAAUUCUGGACGAGCAGGUCAGCCCCUCGCAAAGCACCCUGGCGGUGAUGGAGCUGACGCGCGAGGAUGAGCACCGGGAUCACGGGCAGGAGGAGCUAAUGACCACGAUCCUCACCGAGGUGGGCAUCUCGAUGGCCCUGCGGACGUUCCAGCAGCCACCCGCUGAGGUGCCGGCCAGCUAUGUGGUUUUCCUGGUCAACUCCGCGCAGGCCUUCGACACCCUGAGCUUUCACUUCACCGAUGUCCAUUCGACGCGAGAGUACAACUUCCUCAUUCUGUUCACGCGUCGCAUGAACUCGCGGGCGGAGAGACUCCAGGUGCUGCGGGAUAUAUCCACCACCUGCGUGGGUUUCCACACCCUCAACGUGAUACUGCUCACCCAGAAGAGGAGCGGCGUGGUGCUGGUCUACGCCUAUCGGAUGUUCAACCAGGACUGCGACCUGAAGAUCAACCUGGAGCUGAUCGAUCGCUAUGAGAACGGCUCCUUUCGCUAUGGCCACCGGGCGAGGUCCUUCGAUCGGGGUCUGAAUAGCCUGUCCGGCUGUCCCUUGCGUGUCAGCUGGUAUCCCCUGGCGCCCUUUGUGUCCUUCAAGGGCAACGCCAGCGAUCCGGAGGAGAGAUCGCAGCUCUGGCGCUUGACCGGGAUCGAUGGCGAGCUGAUCAAGCUGCUGGCCAAGAUCUUUCACUUCCGCAUCCUGCUGGAGGAGCCCUGCGACAAGUGCCUGUCGCCGGACUUCAAGGACGGCUGCAGUGGCUGCUUCGAUCAGGUGAUCUACAGCAAUUCAUCCAUACUGAUUGGAGCCAUGAGUGGCUCGCAUCAGCACCGGGCGCAGUUCUCCUUCACGAGCUCGUAUCACCAGAGCUCGCUGGUCUUCAUCAUGCACAUGAGCCCGCAGUUUGGGGCGGUGGCCCAGUUGGCGGUGCCCUUUUGCGGCACCGUCUGGUUGGCCCUGGUGGCCUCCGGCUGCCUGGUGGUCCUCGUCGUCUGGCUGCGCAAGAGGUUCGUCUGUGGGCAGUCCGAUUGGGCCCUUCAUUUCCUCCAGGUACUCACCACCCUGAUGGGCAAUCCGCUGGAGGCGAGGAGUCUGCCCCGAAGCUGCCGCAUUCGCAUCCUCUAUGCAGGCUGGCUGCUCUUGGUCCUCGUCCUGCGCGUGGUUUACCAGGGCAAGCUGUUCGACUCCUUCCGGCUGCCCUACAACAAACCGCUGCCCACCGAGAUAUCCCAGUUGAUCGGGGCCAACUACACGCUGGUUACCCAGGAGUAUGUGGACUUUUAUCCGCGUCACCUGACUGUGUUGACCAGAAAUGGGUCCAAGGAUCGCUUCGAUUAUAUCCAGGAUUUGGGGGAAGAGGCCAGGGUGACGACCACCUCGCUGAUUGCCUCCAUGACGUACUACAAUCAGAUGCACUGGAGCACCAGCCGAUUGACCCACAUCCGCGAGCACAUCUUUCUCUACCAACUGGUCAUCUACUUGAGGCGCCAUUCGCUCCUGAAGUUCGCCUUCGAUCGGAAGAUCAAGCAGCUCUUGUCCGCCGGCAUUAUUGGCUACUUUGUCCGCGAAUUCGAUAGCAGCCUGUACGCGAAGCCCUACGAGGAGGACUACGAGGUGUCGCCCAUUCCCCUGGACUCCUUCUGCGGCCUCUACUAUGUCUCCUCGAUUUUGCUUUCGGCCGCCUUGGUUGCCUUUUUCCUGGAGCUGCUCAGCCUGAGGGUUAACUGGUUGAGGAGGCUCUUUGAAUGA